Messenger RNA from Callorhinchus milii (elephant shark), 4885 nucleotides. RefSeq names its product nuclear receptor binding SET domain protein 2 (gene nsd2). The transcript is spliced from 24 exons. The record is from RefSeq and is a predicted model, not a curated record. NCBI's taxonomy places the organism in Eukaryota, Metazoa, Chordata, Chondrichthyes, Chimaeriformes, Callorhinchidae. Gene Ontology annotation, molecular function: protein binding; histone H3K36 methyltransferase activity. Gene Ontology annotation, biological process: regulation of DNA-templated transcription. Gene Ontology annotation, cellular component: nucleus; chromatin. The coding region runs from base 213 to 4541 and encodes 1442 amino acids.
AGAGGAGGGGGGGGGGAGGCAGCCGAGCCGAGCCGAGGAGUUACUUACUGUACCCUAUUGAAAGUACAGUGUCCCCGCUGAGGAUGCAAGGAUAACAGUUUUGCAACAAGUUUUUUUUGAAGACACAGUAUUGAUGCAUAGUUCAAGCUUCAUUGCAUAUUUCUUACUGUUUCGAGAAGAACGGGUGUUUAAACUGGUAACAUCUGCAUAGCAUGGCUCAACCUUGCCGAUUUAUCGGAAAUCCUUUGCCGCUAGCACAGGAUUUGCUUAAUCCCAUAUCUAUGAAGCAGGUGCCUGAGAUCCUCGGCAUUGCAAACAGAAAGAGUCAGAAUGGUGAAAUGGAUUCCGAGCACUCAUUGCUGCCUGACAAAACUGCCACACAACUAUCUGCUGCCCUUCAGGAUGGUGUGAUGCACCGAUUAAAUGGGCACGAUGCGACUUCUGCUUACAGAUCGGACAAACUGAAGGAUUUGACUGCCCUUAUGUUAAAUGGAGAUUCGGGUGCAGUUCAAGAACCACUAUCUGUACAGGCAUCUUCUCCUGUUGAUUGCUCCAUAGAGAAUAGAGGGAGUGAAACACCGCCUCACACCACUCCUAAAAAGAGUGGCUCACCAGAGAUUAAAUUGAGGAUUACUAAAACCUAUUUGAAUGGAAAACCCCUUUUUGAAUCUUCACUUUGUGGAGAUCUCCAAAUUGAUGAUCCUGAGAUUAUAGAACACCAGCAGAAUGUGGAGGAGAAAGAAGAAAAUCAAGAGAGAAGAAAGAGGAAGAGGAAGAGAAGUGUAAAGUAUGAUGCUCUUCUUGAGCAGAAUCUGGCUGAGGUGGCUCUUGUGUCCAAGACAUCCAAUACUCCUGAUGCAGAUGAAAAAAUUGCUAAAGAAGACCUAGAGGAGGAAGAAGAAAGGGAUGAGGAAACAAAAGAAAAAGACAAAGAAAAAGAUGUCCCAGUGAAGUAUAAUGUUGGAGACAUGGUGUGGUCCAAGGUUUCUGGUUACCCUUGGUGGGCCUGUAUGAUUUCUUCAGAUCCCCUGUUGAAUACCCACACAAAAGUGAAAGGUCUGAACAGGGCAAUUGGUCGUCAGUACCAUGUUCAGUUUUUUGGAGAAGCCCCGGAAAGAGCUUGGAUUUUUGAGAAGAGUAUAGUGCCCUUCGAAGGAGCUCAACAGUAUGACCAGUUGAUCCAAGACUGCGCCAAACAUGCAACUUCCAAAGCUGAGAAAAACAAGCUUUUAAAACCAAUUCCUGCCAAAAUACGUGUUCAGUGGGAUGUUGGCAUUUCCCAAGCUGAAGAAGCACUGAUGAUGACUCCCGAGGACCGAAAAGCUAAAUAUACUUUUGUCUACGAUCAUGACCGCCCACUACUACCUCCUCAGGUUGCAAAAGAAACUGGGGUUCCUGUUGAACGUAUAGAAGGCAGGAAAUACCCUGCUGAAGAAUCUCUAAGUACUAAAGAAAAUUUUGCGGACAGUAGAGGAUCCAGAAAAAGAAAUAGUAGCGUGCCAAAUAAGAACAGGCGAUGUUCCAAACCAUCCGAGUCUCAAAAGACUCCAACUAAGCAAUGUAUAAAUCGGACUGUAGAACCCAGUGAAGGUUCUCCAUCUGAAAGGACAGUUUGUAGAUCUUCAGACUCUGAGAGUGGAACUGGCUCCCCAAUGACUAAGAGAAAAUCUGGAGCACCCACUCAGCGGAUCAGGAAAUGUGAUACUGCCUUCGCUCAGUUCAUGGCCUUUUGUCAGAAACACCGAGAUGAGUUAGCUGAAGAGCAUCCAGAUGCUUCCAGUGAAGAGAUUGAAGAGCUGCUCGAGUCUCAGUGGGCUAUGCUUAGUGAUAAGCAGAGAGCUCGGUACAAUACCAAGUUUUCUUUAGUGACUCCAGUAACUGAUCACAAAUCUCCUGCAGCUUCAGGAUUUUCAGCAGCAUCUCCUGGAGCUACCAGACGUAAAGUGUUGCAGGAUUCCCCAAAGAGAACAACUAGAUCAAGUGUUAGUUCAGAUUCAACUCGACAAAGAAGACUGUCCAGGAAAAUAGUAGAUUACAGGGAGGAUUCUCCAGAGCGAAUUGGCUCUAACAGAAGAUUAAAGCGUGAUUACUACGAGGAUGAAAAGUAUGAUUCCAAUAAUGCAAACCAAACUGAGGCAUCUGUAAGUGAUGGUAUUGAGGCUGGAGAAACCUCUUCUGUUGUUAACGCACCCCAAAACAGCCAGUCAGAUAUAAGCAAACUUUCUGAUGCAUGUAAACCACUGAAAAAGAGAAGUCGAGCAUCUACUACAGAAACUCUGGCACCAGCUGUCAGCAAGAAUCCAUCUCCUUUAACUGUGUUUACAGAAAAUGAGACAUCAUUUGAUGGGCAGCUGGAGUCAGCAGAUGAAAGUGCAGAUGAGACUCCAACAGAGGCUUCAUCUGUGUCAUCCAAAAAAUCCCAAGGAGAGCGAGGAGGCAGUGCAGCAGCUAAGAAAGAAAGUGUUUGUCAGGUGUGCGAGAAUGCUGGGGAACUGCUCUUUUGUGAAGGACAAUGUUGUGGGGCUUUUCACUUGACCUGUCUCGGGCUGUCUAAAAUGCCUCAAGGCAAAUUCAUGUGCAGUGAAUGCCUGUCAGGUGUUCACACUUGUUUUGUGUGUAAGAAGAAUGGGCCUGAUGUUAAACGUUGCAUUGUUCCUCUGUGUGGCAAGUUCUACCACGAGGACUGUGUGAGAAAAUACCCCCCAACUGUGUUUGAGAACAAGAGAUUUCGAUGCCCACUGCACAGUUGUAUCAGCUGCCAUGCCACAAACGCCACAAACCCCUCUAACCCCAGGGUAACAAAAGGAAGAAUGAUGCGGUGUGUCCGCUGUCCUGUUGCUUAUCAUGGAGGAGAGACCUGUAUUGCGGCAGGUUCUGUGGUGCUGGCAGCAAACAGUAUUAUCUGCACCAGCCAUUUUGUUCCAAAAAAGGGCUAUAGUCACCAUGCUCAUGUUAAUGUCAGCUGGUGCUUUGUGUGUUCAAAAGGGGGCAGCCUGUUGUGCUGUGAGUCCUGUCCAGCCGCAUUUCACCCGGAGUGCCUCAAUAUUGACAUGCCAGAAGGCAGCUGGUAUUGCAAUGAUUGCAAAGCAGGCAAGAAACCACACUAUAAAGACAUCAUAUGGGUGAAACUGGGAAGCUAUAGGUGGUGGCCAGCAGAGAUCUGCCACCCAAGGAGCGUUCCCACAAACAUUCAGAAUAUGAAACAUGAGAUUGGAGAGUUUCCAGUUCAUUUCUUUGGAUCAAACGACUACUUUUGGACUCAUCGGGCACGUGUGUUUCCCUAUAUGGAAGGGGAUAAAGGAUGCAAAGACAACAAAAUCAAAGGCCUCAGCAAAGCCUUCAAAAAAGCUUUACAGGAAGCUGGAGACCGUUUUCAGGAUCUCAAAGCUCAGCGAGAGACGAGAGAGGCUCAGGAAAAUGAGCGCAAUGGUAGAAAACCUCCACCGUAUAAACCCAUAAAGAUCAAUAAAUCUUUUGGAAGAGUGCAGAUAUACACAGCUGAUAUUUCAGAGAUCCCAAGGUGCAACUGUAAGCCUACUGAUGACAACCCAUGUGGCCUGGAUUCAGAGUGUCUGAACAGAAUGUUAAUGUAUGAAUGUCAUCCAUCUGUCUGCCCAGCUGCUGGACAAUGCCAAAACCAGUGCUUUACCAAACGUCAAUACCCUGAAACUCAGGUUGUCAAAACUGUUGGAAAGGGUUGGGGCCUGAUUUCAAAGACAGGUAUAAAAAAGGGAGUAUUUGUAAAUGAGUACAUUGGAGAAGUGAUUGACGAGGAUGAGUGCCGAGCAAGAAUUCGAUUUGCCCAGGAACAUGAUAUCGCCAAUUUCUACAUGCUCACUCUUGAUAAGGACCGAAUAAUUGAUGCUGGUCCAAAAGGGAACUAUUCUCGCUUUAUGAACCAUAGUUGUCAGCCCAACUGUGAAACACAGAAAUGGACUGUGAAUGGAGAGACUCGGGUUGGACUAUUUUCUGUCUGUGACAUUCCAGCAGGGAUUGAGCUCACCUUUAAUUACAACCUAGACUGUCUUGGCAACGAGAAGACUAUCUGCAAAUGUGGUGCACCCAAUUGCAGUGGAUUCCUCGGAGUUAGACCAAAGACUGCAAGCAAUGGUUCGGAUGACAAAGGAAAAAGGGGAAAGAAGAAAAUCCGAAAACGUAAAACUAAACAUGAAGGAAGGAAAGAGCAUGAAGAUGAAUGUUUUCGCUGCAGAGAUGGAGGACAGCUUGUACUGUGUGACAGAAAAAUCUGUUCGAAGGCUUAUCACCUAUCCUGUCUCAGUCUUACAAAACCUCCAUUUGGGAAGUGGGAGUGCCCCUGGCACCACUGUGAUGUCUGCGGAAAGCUUUCUGUUGUUUUUUGCCAGUUCUGCCCCAACUCUUUCUGCAAGGACCAUCAGAAAGAGACAGUCUUCAAGUCCAAACUAGAUGGACGUCCUUGCUGCUCCGAACAUGACCACUGCAACACAGCAGAACCUCUGGAACAAUGCAAAAAAAUGGAGACCGUCCUUUCUCUGAAGGACACAGUGAAAUCAGAGUCUUAAGAACCGCAAAGCCAGCAAUCGAACCAGUUACAAUGCACAGUGAAUUACUUGAACUGCAAACACUAUUUGAAAUUGUUUUGGUAAAUACUCCAGACAUACACUCCUCACAACUUACUAUACAAGAUACGUUUGCAGGAAAAGCAUUCUUGAUUCCUUGAGCCAUCUCCGGCAGUCUUAACUGCGUCUGCACUGAUAACUCAAGACUGUGGCUGCAUAAGCUCACAGUCACCGGGACAGCAAAACUACACAGCAUUACAUUUACACUGGGAAUGUUUGGUUAAACUAUCCUAUCAAAGCAUUUUAAAAGGGUAGAUUACAAAAACCAAAAUGCAGAUUGAGAUUGA